AUGAAAUGGACUGUGGAACAUGACUUGACGCUUUGUGGAGAAGUCCUAUUACAGGAGCCCUUCAAGCAUCCAAAAAAUAUUAAAGAGAGGGGAGAGGUUUGGUCAAAUAUAGCGGUCAAUCUCAACAGUCUGGAAAAUCCAUCAUUCAAAGUGUCAAAGAGAUCAGUCAGAGACAGACUUACUUUAUUGCAGACCAGGUACAAGGGAAAAGUAAGGGAAGAAGAAAAAGCAUCUGGCAUAGAUUGCGAAGAGACACCGCUAGAUGCAGCAAUUGAAGAGAUUCUUGAGAAGGAAAAGGCAGCUGACAUGGAAAGAAAUGAGCAAAGUGGUACCCAAACCUUAAAGGAACAAAGAGAGAAGGCAAGUGCUGAAGAGGUUAGGCGCCAAGCCAUGGAACGCCUUGGUAAAACCCAAAAAGAAAUGCAGAUUCAGAGGAAGGAAAGAGAAGAAGCUCAGAUGCUGUUGAAUAUGUCAAAGAGAAAUUCAGUAGGAAAGUCAGCUCAGGAGGGAAGAAAUGGAUUUCAAGAAAACUAA
This is a messenger RNA of Porites lobata, 534 nucleotides long. The record is from the annotation of a GenBank genome assembly. Lineage: Eukaryota; Metazoa; Cnidaria; Anthozoa; Scleractinia; Poritidae.